This is a messenger RNA of Trichoderma atroviride IMI 206040, 1301 nucleotides long. The record is from RefSeq and is a predicted model, not a curated record. Lineage: Eukaryota; Fungi; Ascomycota; Sordariomycetes; Hypocreales; Hypocreaceae.
GAACAAGUGAUUUCCAUUGGACUUUGUAGUCGCACCGGGAACAUGGCAUUGGCAAGGACGCUGUGUCUCUUAUCUGCUUUUAUAACCCUGACUUUUGCGGGUAACUGCAAGUCUGGAUUAAACUACUGUGGCUUCAAUUUGUUGGGCAUUGGAAACUAUCAGCCCCAAAUCAUCGAUGCGCUUCAAAAGGCAUCUUUAGACGCAAGCAAUAAAGGUGUAUCAACUAACACACUCUUUCACUGUGAUGGCGGAUAUAAUGGCGACAUAUCGGUUGUCAAGUUCUGUACAAACAGAUGCAUAGAUGGCGGACCUGGUAAAAGUGAUGUUUGCAACGAAGCUUCCUCUGUUGGUGCAACAAGUUCAUCGACUGUCUCGACUUCGAGUCUCUCGCAAACGAGUGGAACGACAUCUUCUACAACUACGCAAUCCACUACAGCGACAUCCACUGACACGUCUGGCGCCUCUGAUUCAACUUCAGUAAAAAAAGAUUCCGUGCACGUCGGAGCGAUUGCCGGUGGAGUAGUUGGCGGCGUGAUUGGUCUCGCGUUGAUAGGGCUGGGUUUCUUCUUUUUCGUUAGGAGAUCUCGACAGGCAAAAUCACUUGACAAAAACAAAUCAGAGCAGAAAUCAACCCAGGAAGAAUUAUUGAAGCAGUAUAACGGCCCUCAUCCGAUCCCACCAGACGGAACAGUCCUUGAGGCUCCUGGAGAUGUGGCGAGCCCUAGAUAUGAACUGUCUGGUGCCCCUGUCAAUCCCACGGGGACCAGAUAUGAACUCAGCUAGAACGCAUGACUAAUAACGCGACACUAUUUUCACUUUUUUACCGCGAUCACUUUGUUUGGCCUUUGUGAGGGAUCAUCUCUUACACAUUGCGAUUUCACUUUCCAUCCUGGGGUGCUUGUAGCCCUAAUAGUACCUCUGGCUCUGUCUAGAAGCUACAGUUUUGCCGAGACUGUUGUGGGACAUCAAACCCGAUGACGAGGAAAUGAUUGUUCAACUCACCAUCAAGAAGAAUAAGAAGGGAACAUACAAGGGGAUGCCGGUAUUAUAGAGGGGAUGGACCAAUCCGAUGAGGUUAUUGAGACCUUGAAAGAGGUGAAUGCAUAGGCCGUGUAUGAAAGAAUGCCAGGGCUGAUCCACCUGUUUGACGAAAGCCCCAAGUAUAAGUUGGAAGACAUGUAUGCAUUUAUACUCACACAUAUGCAGUGAUGUCGCAGUGGGAAGAAUCGAUAGUCGAUAUCGACUGUCUGAAUGAGGUUUUAAUAUUUUCCAACACAUAAAUGAAGGAGUUGCUAUCAUUA